Molecule: messenger RNA, 3935 nt
Organism: Crotalus tigris (Tiger rattlesnake)
Lineage: Eukaryota; Metazoa; Chordata; Lepidosauria; Squamata; Viperidae
Gene: CHST12
Product: carbohydrate sulfotransferase 12
Exons: 2
Coding region: 1970-3226 (418 amino acids)
Biological process (GO): carbohydrate biosynthetic process; proteoglycan biosynthetic process
Cellular component (GO): membrane
Molecular function (GO): sulfotransferase activity
Source: RefSeq, a predicted model, not a curated record
CUUUCCUGAAGUUUCAGAGCCUGCACAAUGCACCUUUAGCUGACCAUUGGCCAGUAAGCCAUCAAAACGUCAUUGUUCUAAAAACAAGCCCACAGUCGGAUGCUAAAUUUGGCACUUGGUUCUUUUCUCUGCUUGAGGCAGGAAGGGCGUGUGACGUUGCACGCUUUCAGACAAUAACCGGGCAAGGAAGAGACACCCCCAAAAUCUUGGAUCUGUGAAACUUCAGACUAUGUGUGUUGUUGGUUUUAAAGUUAGGGCGAAAUCCAGAGAUGCAAUCAAGAUCAACUCGUUCUCGAAGUGAACAGACAAUUUUCCACUUUUAUUUUGUUUACGUGUUUUUCCCUCCAUCUCAUCCUGAAAAGAGCAUUUGCCAUGUCUGCUUUGCUUCCUGUCAAAUUCUACAGAUGGUUUUGUAAGAACCCACCCUCUUGAGAAGCUGCAAGGCACGCCCUAUUUCCAGCAAGCAUUCUCCGUGCUGAUUUAUUUGCUUUCCAGAAAGGCUUUGGAUCACCCUGCAUGCAGUUGGUGCUCAAUCUGUUCUUGAUUCCUUUUGCCGAAUUGUUGUAAAGAUUUAGGGAUAAAGAAGGGAAAAGCUGGAUUUCUUUAGUCUUCCAAAGGAGACAGAAAAAGGAUCAGGAACAAGACUACGUUGCUGUUUGCUUAAAACUUCGCCCUGCAGUCAAACCGAGCAUUGUGAAACUUCAAUUCUUUGGCAUGUCUUGAAAUUUCAAAGAAAUUUCCUUCUUGGAGGCAGCUGAUCCUCACAUGGUCUCCUUUUUCUAAGGUCAGGGGUCUCCAAACUGGGCAACUUGAAGACUUGUGGACUUCAACUCCUUUCUUCUUCUUCUUCUUGUGCCAUAUCCGUUAUUGGACGUUGGCGAUCAUGUUGGCGAUCAACUCCCAGAAUUUCUUAACCAGCAUGAGGAAUUCCUGGAGUUGAAAACCACAAGUCUUAAAGUUCUCAGCAAGAAGGAGAAGACUUGGGGUAGGCAUUUCUUGCAUGACAAAGCACGUGGGUCACUUUUGGUGUGAAAGGAAAGGUUUUUUGUGAAGAACUUUCCUUAUCCUGGAGAGCUGGUGGAUUAAAAAAAAAAAAACAAACCUAGAAACAUUUUGUAGCGUUCGUUCUUUUUUUGGCUGAAGGUCCUAAGAAAUCAGGACUUCAGAACCAGUUUCUGAAAUAAAUACUUAGACUUUACCCAAGGAACAGAAACUUCCAAACUCGGUUGAUUGAUUGUAUUUCAGAAAUUCAUCCAUUUGCCAGCUGAGAUAUUUCAAAACAGGAGAAAUGAAUCGGUGCUGCCAAUUCCAAUUUGUGGCCAUCGUGUUUGUCAAAGGGGAAAGGUUAUCACAUUAUCUCUGGAGGGGAAAUUCACUUUUGUGAGAAGUAGCUCUGAAAAGGGCUGUCAAUAAAAACCAGUGAAACUGAGAUAAAACAAAAUUGCCCCAGGGAAAGAGAGAUGAACUUUGGUCUCUGAAGACAGAUGGAACAGGAAAAAUCAAUUCUGGGUUAGGGUGAUAGUGCCAGAGAAAUAAUACCAUGCAUGGAUUUUUUUUUUAAUACAAGGUGUAUCUACAACUGUUUGAAAUGGGUUCUACUCUAUUUUGGUUUUUGGUCCACCUUUUAAAAUAUCAGGUGAGCUGCAGACUGAAAUAGAUAUAACAAGACUCUCUGUAGCUGAGGGUUGAAUCUGAUGCUUUCUGAUCUUGCUUGUUUUCAUGCAGACAUUUCAUUACCCAGCUGGAUAGCGUCAUCAGUGCAGCACUGAAAAUGUUACCAAUGGAAGAGAAUAUUUAUAAUCCAGGGUUAAACUGGUUGAAUUGUGGUGUCCUUUGCUGGCUUUCUUCCAGAUGUUUCAUUAUCAAAUUAGGUGGUGACCAUUGAUCAAGGCCAUGUUGGAUUCCAGAGGUUUUCCACUGAGUUGGAGAUGAGAUCUGUAGGAAGUAGCUGAAGAUCCCACUUGGCAAAAUGACCAACGCACGACUUUUCCGUCUCUCAGUGGUCCUCGGCUCCAUUUUCAUGAUCUUGUUGAUCAUUGUUUAUUGGGACAAUGUUGGGACCGCGCAUUUCUACCUCCACACCACCCUCUCCAGGCCUCAGGAGGUGCUCCCCACAGUGGAGAAGGACAACCCAGGUUCUCUGCUGGAGGUGGAUGACUUUUUGGAGAACCUUUUAAGUUCUGAUCUGAAAAAGAACACCGAUCUCGGCCAGAAGGUUGAGAAGCCGAAGCCGCCCUUGCGUGCUUCAAGCAAGCCUGGGACCAGCAACUUGGAGGAGAAAGUCAGAGGCUACGACUGGCCCACCAGGGAGGCCAGCUUGGUGCUGGACCAAGCAAACUUGCAGAAGGAGAGACGGCAGAUGUUGCAGGACUGGUGCACCAAUUCCAGCUUCUCCUUCCCGACAAAGGAGCGGACCUUUGAUGACAUCCCCAACUACGAGCUCAACCACCUCAUUGUCGAUGACCGCCACGGCGUCAUCUACUGCUACGUUCCCAAAGUGGCUUGCACCAACUGGAAGCGGGUGAUGAUUGUCCUGAGCGAAAGCUUGAUGGAUCAAGGGGUCCCCUAUGUCGACCCUUUGGACAUACCUCGCGAGCACGUGCACAACACCAGCACCCACUUCACCUUCAACAAAUUCUGGCGUCGCUACGGCAAGUUCUCCCGCCACCUCAUGAAGAUCAAACUCAAGAAGUACACCAAGUUCCUCUUCGUCCGGGACCCCUUUGUUCGGCUGAUCUCGGCCUUCCGCAGCAAAUUUGAGCUGGCCAACGAGGAAUUCUACCGCCGGUUUGCCAUCCCCAUGCUCAAGCUCUACUCCAACUACAGCAGCCUGCCGACCUCGGUGAGCGAAGCCUUUGAAGGUGGCUUCCGAGUCUCCUUCUCAGACUUCAUCCAGUACUUGCUGGACCCUCGGACAGAGAAGUUGGCCCCCUUCAAUGAGCAUUGGAGGCAGGUGUACCGCCUGUGUCAUCCCUGCCAGAUCGAGUAUGACUUUGUUGGGAAACUGGAGACCUUGGAUGAAGAUGCUACUUACCUGUUGCAACUCCUCAAGGUGGACCAUCUUCUCCACUUCCCUCCCAGCUACCGGAAUAGGACAGCCAACAGUUGGGAGGAGGACUGGUUUGCGAAAAUUCCCAUGGCGUGGCGGCAGCGGCUGUACAAAUUGUACGAGGCCGAUUUUGUACUUUUUGGAUAUCCUAAACCAGAAAACUUGCUCAAAAACUGAGCAAGAGGGAGAUGGAGGAGUGUUCGAAAUUCCCAAAGAAUCCUCCCUAUUUGAUGUCCCCCAAAUCAGGGGUCCCCAACCCCUGGGUCUGCAGCCCGGUUACUGGGCCACGGCCCAUUCAGAACCGGGCCGCAUGAAAACAGGCGAGUGUGUGCACAUGCACAAGUGGCGGGCACUCGCACGCCUGCGUGAAGCUCUAUUUGUGUGAGCGGCGGGUAGGCCCACCCUUGGCACAAAUGGAUCUUCACACGCAUGUGUGAGUGCCUGCCACUUGUGCAGAUGGAGCAGCGUGCAUGCCAUUCGUGCAAGUGGAGCUUAACGCACGCAUGCGAGUGCCCACCACUGGCGCAAAUGGAGCUGCACGAGUGUGCAGGUCUGCUUCUCACACAGAACCAUUUCCUCUCCCCCCCACUGGUCUACAAAGCUAGAAAGGUUGGGGACCGCUGCCCCAAAGCAUAAGGUCCAUCCAGGUUGACCUCCACAACUGUACCUUUUUCUACAGCCUUUUUAAACACAUUGCUCGGAUGUGAGUUUCUGAACCUUCUGAGGAAUAGAUUCUCAAAACCCCUCUUUGGUUUUGUCCAGUUUUACCUCUUAUUUUUACGGUUGCGUUACAAUGGGGUGGGUUCCACCACUGUUUUAUGUUGAUGCUUUGGUGCAUUUAAAACAAAUGGAAAGAAAGAAUUAAUAUAUUAAAAAAUAUAUUUAA